Molecule: messenger RNA, 2148 nt
Organism: Ramularia collo-cygni
Lineage: Eukaryota; Fungi; Ascomycota; Dothideomycetes; Mycosphaerellales; Mycosphaerellaceae
Exons: 5
Coding region: 1-2148 (715 amino acids)
Biological process (GO): DNA-templated transcription; regulation of DNA-templated transcription
Cellular component (GO): nucleus
Molecular function (GO): zinc ion binding; DNA binding; DNA-binding transcription factor activity, RNA polymerase II-specific
Source: RefSeq, a predicted model, not a curated record
AUGACCACUCCCGCAAGUCGACGCAAUGGGAAACCAGCGUCUUGCGAGCCUUGCCGACGCGGGAAAAUCCGAUGCGACCACCAACGCCCCAUCUGUGGACGAUGUCAACACCGCGGCAUCACUGCCAAAUGCUUCUAUCAUCCCGCACCGUUGACCAAACCCCGAGGCGAUGGCAGCGUGCGUCCGCGGCAUGCAUAUAACUCCCUCACACCCUCCACCAUCAACAUCAACAACCCAGGACUCCCAGAUCACCACCAUGCCAGCGUUUCGCCCAACACGGAGGCGGUACAGUACGCGUUGCAUGCCGGCAAUGAAUCUGAUGUGCGCCGGUCUCAAUUCCAGGACAGUGAGGUCAAUCUUCGGCGUCAAGUAGACGAAAUCAUGGAGAUAUUAGACACCCUCCAACACCUGGAAGAAAUUCACCAGCUCAUAUCCUAUUACCAGGCACAUGCACAAGUGGCCUUGGUUCCCUCUCCCAUCAUGCUGUAUGCAACCAACAAGCUCUUCGACAUCUCGCGUGAAAUCUCAUCACAUCAAGCCGGCGGCGAUACUGGAGCGAUACGGAAGCUCGCCAACGAUAUCCUAAACAACACCUCUACGCCCGUGGUGGUGCACCCAAAUCUGGACUUUGAAGCGUUUGUCGACAUGCUCACAGGCAGGGACCUGCGUUUGGAGAUGCUGGGUAUCGUCUUCACCGUCGCCGCCCGCGCCCGUGCGUGCACGCUGCCUCGUCAUGGAGGCGAACUCAACGAUCGACUGUUAUUUCACCUCUUCAAAGCCGGCCAUGCUUGUCUCAUCCUAUCCCGGGAGCUCGCACCGACGGUGAAUGAUGUGAUGAUCUGGUUAUCAUUUGAGAUGACCCGACUCCACACCAACGCGCAGGGCGACUCCAAUCCCAAUGUCUGGAGGUCAAUGGGCGAUACAAUUGCAGACGCUUACAUCAUGGAGCUACAUCGCGAGGCCAAGGUCGCUGAGAACGCCCCUUUCUGGCUCGCCGAGUGUCGGAGGAAGAAUUGGGCGACAAUCUACCAUUGGGAUAAGUCCGUCGCCACAUAUUUCCAACGCCCGCCACGGGCAGGGAAACGCUAUACCGACUGCGAACUUCCCCUAGAUCUGGAAGACCACCAAUUAUGCGGCAGCCCCGAAAUCUUACAUGCAGCACGCAACAAACUCACAUCCGACGGGUGGAAUCCUGAAGGAGCAUAUUGUUCCUCAACAUGGUAUCGUCUACGAUGUUUAGCCAGCAGAUUAGUGGAAGAACAAUGGGAAUACCGAUAUCGAAAGCUCGAGAUGGAAGAUAUCCCUUCUCUGGAACAGCUGGCGGAAAGAUGCCAGGCCGUCCGCGCCUCUUUUCCCGACUGUCUCCAAUAUAAUCCCCGGAUGUGGGAGUCCGGAAUCCCACCUUCGGCAUGUUUGAUGCUGGCCAUCAUUUGUCUGAUGUAUUUGCAUAAUGACCUGCAGGUGCAUAUGAUGUUGAUGCGUCUGGAUGCUGCGGCGUAUACUGGUACCGCGCUCAAGAUUGCGUGUCAGAUUGUGGGCACCACCAAUCAUUUCGGCCAAAUGCAAGAACGCGAUUACUUUAUGAAAUACGACAAUGCAUAUGUAUUACUAACCUACGCCCUCCCCGCCGCCUCAAUCCUCAUCCCCGCCCUCUCCGAAAAACGAGCCCUCCCUCUUUCCAUGAGCCGCUCGAAACUCAUCCGGGAAAUCUCCGUUUUUAUUGGGUAUUUGGAGACGAUUUGUAAAGUGGGCGAACCGAAUUAUACUGUUUGUACGCAGCUUGCACGAGUUUUUUCUGGGGCUUUGGAUGAGAUUUUGGAGCCUGGUGGUGGGGGUGGUGGUGAGGGUGGUGAGGGUGGGGAAGUUGGUAUGAGGAAUAAUGUUACUGCUAAUCCUACGGUUUGUGAUGGUGAUGGUGGUGCUCCUGGGGAAAUGGCACCUUCUUCAGGAAUUGAUUUCCACAAUGGUAGUAAUAAUUUCCAUUUGAGUAGUAGCGGUGCUGGUGGUAGCGGUGCUGGUGGUGGUAUGACUACGAAUUCUACUACUACUACCACCUCGGAGGGAAUGGGUUUCCUGGAGAAUUUUGAUUUGGAAGGGUGGAUGCAGAGUGUGGAUUGGAGUGGUAUUGGGGGGGAGUAUACUUUUUGA